Molecule: messenger RNA, 1272 nt
Organism: Juglans microcarpa x Juglans regia
Lineage: Eukaryota; Viridiplantae; Streptophyta; Magnoliopsida; Fagales; Juglandaceae
Product: ras-related protein RHN1-like
Exons: 5
Coding region: 247-741 (164 amino acids)
Biological process (GO): intracellular protein transport
Cellular component (GO): endosome; endomembrane system; endocytic vesicle
Molecular function (GO): GTP binding; GTPase activity
Source: RefSeq, a predicted model, not a curated record
CCGCUACUACCUAUUCAUUUCCUACGUGUGUUUAGACUGAUCCAAGCUUUCGUGGAAUCAAGAAACACUUCUUCGCUGAUAGCAAUUUCCAUCUCCUUUUCCUCCUCGUCUACACCUUUCCCAAAGCAGUAACAGGUGUUUCGCUCUCCCAGAUUUCGCUUUCAAAACUGUUAACUUCUCUCUGCGCGCAGCCCUGCUUCUCCUUUGGUUAAAAUCUUGAAGAGUUUUUUAUACUUUAGAUUGAGAAUGGCGAGGACGGGCAACAAGAACGUACAAGCCAAGCUGGUAUUUCUUGGGGACAUGGGAGCUGGAAAAACAAGUUUGGUGUUGAGAUUUGUAAAAGGCCAAUUUUCUGAGUACCAGGAAUCAACCAUUGGAGCGGCCUUCUUCACACAGGUCUUGUCACUAAAUGAGGCCACUAUUAAAUUUGAUAUUUGGGAUACAGCAGGACAGGAGAGAUAUCAUAGUUUGGCUCCUAUGUACUAUCGUGGUGCAGCAGCAGCUGUUGUGGUUUAUGACAUUACAAGCAUGGAUUCAUUUGUACGAGCCAAAAAGUGGGUUCAGGAAUUGCAAAGACAAGGACCGAAUCACCUGCAAUGGAAGUCUUUAACCUUCUUGAGAUGCACUGAUCCAGACAAUCCAUUUUGUGAGGCCCCUGUGGUACCCAGAUGGGAUGUAUGUAUGCCCAUAUCCAUGGGUGGUUUCCUGUACAAUAAAUUGCCUGGGAUUGCUUUCCUUUAGGAGUGAGAUUAUAUUUGUUACUUUAUACCUUCUAUAUUUUCUUCUAUUGUGGAACCAUAGUAGUCUCUAUUUUACAAUCUGUUCACUGCAUGUUUUGCUGUCUUCACAAUAUGCAGGGGCCAAUUUUGCUUCGGUGAUACCUUAAAAGAUAAAUUUUUGUUAUUAUAUAAUUUUUCAUUAUAGCCAAUGAAUUAUAGCUCAAAUGAAACCUCUUCAACUUACAAAAUGAGUGGAGGGUGGGGUCAUGGAAAAAGACUUGCCACUAUUGUUAUGACCCUUUGGGUUCAAUUUGACAGUAUUUAUCAGUUCUGAAAAAUUUCCAUCCCAAGGCUUUUAUAUGUUUGACCACCCCUUAAAUUGACCGAGUUAUAGAGGAUUUAAUGAAAACCAUAAACAGAAUUAAUGUAGAAAUCAAACUUAAGGUCAUCUAUUGGCUGGAUCCUUCAACUUGAUAUUAUGACCACUUAUGCACAUAAACUGAUUAUUCAAGUGAAUUUAGUUCAAUAGCUAACCUGCUUUCUUAUUUUACCA